Symbiodinium natans is the source of this 492-nucleotide messenger RNA. The record is from the annotation of a GenBank genome assembly. NCBI's taxonomy places the organism in Eukaryota, Dinophyceae, Suessiales, Symbiodiniaceae.
AUGGGUUCCGCAACCCUUCGAUUCGAGAGGAGCUCGGAUUUCGCCCUCCGUUCGUGUAUGAAGGCAUCCUCUGAGGUAGAAGAUGAUUGGAGGCUUGUGGUAGCGGCACCAUCGAGGGAUCGAUAUGAUUGGAAGCCCCAGUCGAAUCGGCAGGAUGCGCAGCAGGCCGAGCAGGCCAACGUCAAGAAAACUUCCCUUCCAAAAAGACUCAGUGAAACUGCGGUACCUGAAGCUCACUUUGCCAACAGCUUUGAGAGGCGAUUCUGCAUCAGUCUUAGUGUGGCCACUGAGUGCCACAUUUCGAGUUGUGUUCUGACCUACUGCAGUCAUGCAGACGCGCCCGCGGUUCUGCCAAAGACGUUGCGGCGGGGCGUGGGCAGCCUCUUUGUGAAAAGUAUAGGAAAGGCGAGCCUUCAGCUUGAGCAAGCGAAGCUCAAGCCCGGCUUUGGACUUCUGCGGUCGAGGAAAGGGCAGGGGCAAGCGAAGGCGUAA